This is a messenger RNA of Suillus plorans, 748 nucleotides long. RefSeq names its product acyl-CoA N-acyltransferase. Lineage: Eukaryota; Fungi; Basidiomycota; Agaricomycetes; Boletales; Suillaceae. The coding region runs from base 97 to 642 and encodes 181 amino acids. The transcript has 4 exons. Gene Ontology annotation, molecular function: acyltransferase activity, transferring groups other than amino-acyl groups. The record is from RefSeq and is a predicted model, not a curated record.
GCCAAGAGACCUCAAGAGGCCUGGUUCCAGGACUAUAUCUGACCGCCUUCGCAAAAUAGCUCAUAUCAUUCUUCGAUAUCAUUUUCAUUUAUCAACAUGGCAGAUGACGCUGUUCUCCGGGUCCCGCCUCCCCAUGAGAUUAUCAUUGUUCCCCCUCCCGAGCACGAAGACCACGAUGCCCUCCUCCAGCAGUGCAUCCAAGUUAGGAUCGCCGUUUUCGUCACAGAACAAGGGUUUCCGUUGGAAGUUGAAGUAGAUGAACAUGAUCCGACAGCCACACAUUGCUUGUUAAGACUUUUACCGUCCCUUGAGCCUAUAGGGACAAUCCGUGCCCACAAAGUGGAAAGCGCAGGUGGCUCAUACUAUAAACUUGCAAGGCUCGUCGUUCUAAAGGAAUACCGACAUUGUAAAUUCGGACGCAAUCUUGUGCUCGCAUUGCAUAAUUGGGCAAAGGUUCAUGCCAGAAAUUCAGGGGUAACCGGCUAUGUCAAGAUGGUUUGUCACUCCCAAGCAGUCCGUGCAGACUCGGCUGGUGCUGUAGGAUUUUAUCGCAAGUUUGGCUACGAGGAACAGGGCGAUCUGUUCGAUGAAGAUGGGGAACCGCAUCAGAAGAUGGUCGCCCGAUUAUCAUUAGAAGAGUAAUUGAUUACAGCGUUCGUGUAAAGAUGAAACAAGGUAUAGGACAUGAUAUACUAGGGGGAAUCUACCGAUACACAUGAGGGAAAUCAAGGUCGUAAAAAGAGCAAGU